Vittaforma corneae ATCC 50505 is the source of this 768-nucleotide messenger RNA. RefSeq lists its product as uncharacterized. NCBI's taxonomy places the organism in Eukaryota, Fungi, Microsporidia, Nosematidae. The record is from RefSeq and is a predicted model, not a curated record. The coding region runs from base 1 to 768 and encodes 255 amino acids. The transcript has a single exon.
AUGGCAAGCGAAGCAGACAACUCAGUUCAAAGUAAGACUAGUGAAAACACUAAGAGCAGUAAAGCUAAUUUGGAUAGUGGCAAGAAUGGCGGGGAUCGCAUCUUGUUUGAGUCUUUAGUGGAUAAUGAAAAAGAAUAUCUUAAAAACAACCUUAGGUCAUCACUGUUUGAGGAUGAAAGAACAUACAGCUAUCCAUGCUCCGUAUUCUGCCGAUGGUUGGUAAAGCAAUUUGAGAGAAUUCAUACGCAUGCACCCUCUGCUACACUACUCUACAAUCUUGAAUUUCUAGACAGAAAGACAAAGGCAAAAGGACUAUUUGAUUGCAAUGGCUCAGAUGAGAAAAAGGAAGCUUACCUAAGCAAUAUUAUUAAAUGCAAGGAGCAAAAGUACAAGGACGAUAUGGACAUCCAUGCCUUAGCUUCCGCAUCCAAGACAUAUAUCAAAAAUCACAUCAAGUUCUUCGAUGCACAAAUUGUUGGAAGACUAAAUGAGCUGUACCAAAGUGACUCAAACCGAAAUGACAGGCUGUUUUUCAUGGAAAGACUCCCGUUCAUUAUGAUGAAUAGGACCGUUUUCAGACUCAUCAAAGGGCUUGUCCUUAAACUCGAUGCAAAUAAAAAAGAAACUGGUAUGAGUUUAGAUAAAUCAAUUAAAGCGUGGAGCAACGCGAUAAUCCCGUGCGAAGUUCAUGAAGAGAAGAGAGAAGCAGUAUUAAAAGAUAUCCUCAAUGCAGAGUUUGACUAUGUUCCGCUUGGCUUUUAUGAUUAA